Molecule: messenger RNA, 1025 nt
Organism: Arabidopsis thaliana (thale cress)
Lineage: Eukaryota; Viridiplantae; Streptophyta; Magnoliopsida; Brassicales; Brassicaceae
Gene: ACP3
Product: acyl carrier protein 3
Exons: 3
Coding region: 86-409 (107 amino acids)
Biological process (GO): fatty acid biosynthetic process
Cellular component (GO): chloroplast
Molecular function (GO): phosphopantetheine binding; acyl carrier activity
Source: RefSeq, marked reviewed
CUUGGAUUCUUCACUGUGUCUCACAUCUCUUUGUCUUCUCCGCCUCCUCCGAUCUCACUCCGAUCUCUCUACGAUUCAUUCUUCUAUGGCUUCCAUUGCUACUUCUGCUUCUACUUCUCUCCAAGCUCGUCCUCGUCAACUGGUGAUUGGGGCUAAACAAGUUAAAAGCUUUAGCUAUGGAAGCAGAAGCAAUCUUUCUUUUAAUCUUCGCCAGCUUCCUACCCGCUUGACUGUUUACUGCGCUGCAAAACCUGAGACAGUGGACAAGGUGUGUGCAGUUGUCAGAAAGCAACUCUCACUCAAAGAGGCUGACGAAAUUACCGCUGCCACCAAAUUUGCUGCACUUGGUGCUGAUUCCCUUGAUACGGUAACUACUUUCUCAUGUCUAAUAAUUGGAUUCAACUUUUGAAAUGGGAUUGUUCAUUGGACUUAUUGAUGCAUAAUCAAUGCCUCUUUAAACUUGUAUCCUGCUUUCAAGCUCAUAUUGUCGAAUGUUUAGAUUGCAAGUCUUGUGAAGGAUCGCUGCUUCUCCUUAUACACACAUCUCUAAACAUGUUACUGAGAUACACAUACUCAUGAUUCUUGUUAUAUUGUUAUGGACGUACUCAUGCUUCGUGUGUCGGGGUUCCAGGUGGAGAUAGUUAUGGGAUUAGAGGAAGAGUUUGGGAUUGAAAUGGCGGAGGAGAAAGCACAGUCUAUCGCCACAGUUGAGCAAGCAGCUGCACUCAUUGAGGAGCUCUUGUUGGAAAAGGCCAAGUAGAAAAUCCUUUACUACAUUAGCAAAAACGAAAAAAACCAAAACCCAAACCACUAUCUUCUUAUUGUUUGGUUAGCUAGAGAGCAAUUGUGUCCGUUGAGAUUUUAUGCUAUUUUCGGAUAAUUAUUACAAGGCUUGUAUUUUAAUAUUUACUUUCGUCUGAAACAUUUUACUUUCACCUUUAAAAUAUUAGUACUUUCUGGUAUUCAAACAUAAGUUUUAAAUAAUAUAAUAUGGUUGAUGAUCUAAUGAAAGAUUUGAGUGCUUG